AUGACCUGGAAGGAUGUUAUGUCAGCAUCUGCCAUAGACAGUCUGGCCGUUCGCAGACGAAAACAUAAUGUAUGCCCUGCUGCUGUCGACUUUGCGAGUGCCACUAGCAAAUGUAUCAAAUCACCGCUCAACACGGGUGUCCUCUUAUGCAAAGAACUUCAAGAAGACACCAAAACCUGCCAGGCAAAAGGAAGGACUGUCUUGAUCUCGAUGGGCGGCGGUAAUUCCCCCUCACCAAAUUGGGUGGAUGCCGCAGACGCUGAGAAGUCUGCGCAGCUCAUAUGGGACAUGUUUGGACCCGUCACUUCCAGCAAAGUUGAUCGGCCUUUCGGCACAUCUGUCGUUAACGGAUUUGACCUUGACUUUGACACCGGCCAACCAUCUUUCUGCUUUUGCUGA
This is a messenger RNA of Beauveria bassiana ARSEF 2860, 399 nucleotides long. RefSeq names its product chitinase-like protein. The record is from RefSeq and is a predicted model, not a curated record. Gene Ontology annotation, molecular function: chitinase activity. Gene Ontology annotation, cellular component: extracellular region. Lineage: Eukaryota; Fungi; Ascomycota; Sordariomycetes; Hypocreales; Cordycipitaceae. The transcript is spliced from 2 exons. The coding region runs from base 1 to 399 and encodes 132 amino acids.